CACUCUCACUGGAACCUCCACACAGAGCCGGACGGGAGAAAAAAAAACAACAACACUUUUUUAAUUUCACUUCUUGAAGCUGGCAGCUCCUCCGGCUGGGUGUCACUCCUACAGGAGCGCAGAGAGUCUCUCAUUCCCUCCCGUCUCUCCUUGAGCGGAGCGCAAACAGGAGUUCCACCAAAGUCUCCGACGCGCAGCGGAGAUGGUGACUUUACAGCCGGGAUCUGAAAGCAGCCCCAACUGAUCUACUUCUUCCUGACCCGCAGUGCGUCACCUUCAAACCCCACAAGAGUCUCCAAACUUUCCCAGAGUCUGCGCAGCGCACGUGGAAGAAGCGAGUCCAGGCACCGUUCAUGAGUUUUAAAGUCAUCUGCAAGUGAGAAGAGGGUGUUGGAGCUGAAGUCUCUAAUCUCCAAUGAUGUCUUCCAUGCGAGCAACGCCUCCUUUUCACCCGUCGUCUGAGGAGGCGGAUCUGAUGGGUCAGGACAACGCGGCCUGGGCCGGAGACGAGCGAGAAGGUCCGACGGUGAUGGCAUCGCCCCCUUUGGACGAUCAACCCCACCCGGAGGACGUCCAGCUCGCCGGGAAGAAAGCAGGAGACGUUGAGUGGGAAACAUCCGCUCCCCCCACUGGGACGGACAAUGAAGGCAGCAAAGGCUGCUCUGGCUACGCUUACCGGACUAACUCCUCCUCUCCUACCAAGCCAGAGGAGUGCUCCAGAGAUCGAGGAGAGUCUGUGAUCGGCCUGGCCUUUGGGACUCCGGAGCGGCGUAAAGGAAGUCUGGCUGAUGUGGUGGAUACACUGAAACAGAAGAAGCUUGUGGAGCUGACCAAGUCCGAACAAGAUGAACCCUCUUGCGUGGUGAGGCUGCUUUCCAAAGACUGGAAGGAGCACGUUGAAGGCCUUAACGCCAACGAACUACUGGGGGACGUGAAAGGUACACCGGAGUCACUUGAGGAAAAGGAGCGGCAACUUUCAACCAUGAUUGGUCAGCUGAUCAGUCUGAGGGAGCAGCUUCUGGCUGCCCACGACGAGCAAAAAAAAAUGGCGGCAUCACAAAUGGAGAAGCAGAGACAACAGAUGGAGUUGGCAAGGCAGCAGCAGGAACAGAUUGCCAGACAGCAGCAGCAGCUUUUGCAGCAGCAGCACAAGAUCAACAUUCUCCAGCAACAGAUUCAGGUCCAGGGUCACAUGCCUCCUCUGAUGAUCCCUCUGUUCCCUCACGACCAGCGCUCUCUGGCUGCUGCCGCCGCUGCACAGCAAGGCUUCCUCUUCCCACCCAACAUGUACAACAAGCCAGGUGAGAAUUACCCAAUGCAGUUCAUUCCAUCAACAAUGGCAGCCGCCGCAGCAUCUGGACUCAGCCCGCUACAACUGCAGCAGCUGUAUGCCGCACAGCUGGCAAGCAUGCAGAUCUCACCAGGAGCCAAGAUGGCUCCCCUCCAACAAGCUCCUAACUCCUCCGGUCCUCUUUCACCACCCAACCUCAAGAGUGAGAAACAAGUAUCCAGCCCCGUCACUCAGAUUAAGGAAGAGGGAUCCACACAGCCACUCAACCUCUCAGCCAGACCUAAGACAGCCGAUCCUUAUCGCUCUCCAUCAUCACCAACACAGAGCCUGCUACCUGGAAACAAGAGCAGCCCGAGCAACAUGGGCAAGGGUCGCAUCCCCAGCCCCAUCCCCAUCCCAAGCAUGGGCAGAAACACCUCUCUGGACAUCCUGUCCAGCCUUAACUCCACAGCAUUGUUUGGGGACCAAGACGCGGUGAUGAAAGCCAUCCAGGAGGCCAGGAGCAUGAGGGAGCAGAUCCAGAGGGAACAGCUCCACCAUCAGCAGCAGCAGCCGGGCCACCAGAGUCUGGAGGCCAAACUGUCCGCACUCAGCAGCAUGAACCUAAACAACAGCAACAAGGAGAGGCUGCAUUAUGAGACUCUGAGCCAGCACCUGGGGAAGCUGGGAGAGGAUGCAGGGAAGAUGGUCCAUCGAGUCAUUGACCUGACUAGACCAGAGGAUCUGGAUGGGAAUACUAUCACAGAGGCGCGAGUGUUCAGAGAGGCACGCGGCAGGAACAGCAGCGAGCCCCACAUCAAGAGGCCCAUGAACGCCUUCAUGGUUUGGGCCAAAGACGAGAGGAGGAAGAUUCUGCAGACCUUCCCUGACAUGCACAACUCCAACAUCAGCAAGAUCCUGGGUUCUCGCUGGAAAGCCAUGACCAACCAGGAGAAGCAGCCGUACUAUGAGGAGCAGGCCCGCCUAAGCAAAAUCCACUUGGAGAAAUAUCCCAACUACAAGUACAAGCCACGGCCCAAGAGGACCUGCAUCAUCGACGGCAAGAAGCUGCGCAUCGGGGAGUACAAGCAGCUGAUGCGCUCGCGGCGUCAGGAGAUGAGGCAGUUUUUCGUGGGGCCUCAACCCCAGAUUUCUCUCGGCAACAGUGCAGGAGGUGUAGGAGUUUACCCAGGCGCAAUAACCAUGGCAACAACAGCAACACCCUCACCACAUCUGACCUCAGACUGCUCGAGCACCUCGGGCAGCCCUGAACCCAACAUCCCGGUCAUCCAGAGCACAUACGGGGUGAAGUCAGAGCCCGGCGGGGGCAGCAACGGAGCAGGGGUCGGCGCUAUGGAUCUACCUGGAGACCCCGCAAACGGAGACGAUGACAUGGACAUGUACGAGGACUUUGAAGACGAGCCCAAAUCGGACUAUAGCAGCGAGCACGAAACGAGGGAGGUGGUUAGCGCCAACUGACCACGAUGGGAGCGUGUAAAAAUUAAAAAGAAAGGGGGAAUCCUUUUACACCUAGAGACAAACUUUAUUAGAGACCUCCAGGUAAACUAUCAGGACAUGUUCAUGCAUUUACAAGGCACGCCCAUUUGCUCAGUGAGCGGUGGAACAGUCUCAUGACAGGCGCUCCUGUUGAAGACCAGCGGGGGGCCGACUGGGCAGAAAGGGCCCCACGAACACAACCUCAAUAAUCAUUCAGACUUUGACAUGACAAAGAGCUGCAGUUUCCUACACUCUGACAAUCGUUAAAGGAGCAAGAAGAGCGAGACAAGGAACAAAUGUGCAACAAACACAUCACACACGCCGUGGAGAGCAUGCAUGUUUUUUUUUGGUGGUUUUUUUUUUUUUUUUAAGCAUCAACAAAUGCUCUUUGACAGCUAUUUGGUCUUAAAUGUUUAAAGAGUGUGUU
This is a messenger RNA of Cyprinodon variegatus (sheepshead minnow), 3194 nucleotides long. Its product is annotated as transcription factor SOX-6-like. Gene Ontology annotation, biological process: cell fate commitment; positive regulation of chondrocyte differentiation; central nervous system development. Gene Ontology annotation, molecular function: RNA polymerase II cis-regulatory region sequence-specific DNA binding; DNA-binding transcription factor activity, RNA polymerase II-specific. Bases 416 to 2749 code for a protein of 777 amino acids. NCBI's taxonomy places the organism in Eukaryota, Metazoa, Chordata, Actinopteri, Cyprinodontiformes, Cyprinodontidae. The record is from RefSeq and is a predicted model, not a curated record. The transcript has 16 exons. Gene Ontology annotation, cellular component: nucleus.